Messenger RNA from Beta vulgaris subsp. vulgaris (sugar beet), 1115 nucleotides. Its product is annotated as triosephosphate isomerase, cytosolic. Gene Ontology annotation, molecular function: triose-phosphate isomerase activity. Gene Ontology annotation, cellular component: cytosol. The coding region runs from base 123 to 884 and encodes 253 amino acids. Gene Ontology annotation, biological process: glyceraldehyde-3-phosphate biosynthetic process; glycerol catabolic process; gluconeogenesis. Lineage: Eukaryota; Viridiplantae; Streptophyta; Magnoliopsida; Caryophyllales; Amaranthaceae. The transcript has 9 exons. The record is from RefSeq and is a predicted model, not a curated record.
AACUAUCCACUGUAAUCUCACACUCACUUUCUAUCUAACUCUUACAUUCACGGAAAUCUCACAACCUAAUCACCAAAAACAAAUCUCAAAAAACAAAAAAACUUCUUCAUCUUCUCCAAAGAAUGGGUCGUAAAUUCUUCGUCGGCGGUAACUGGAAAUGCAAUGGGACUAGCGCAGAGGUGAAGAAGAUAGUAGAAACUCUCAAUGCAGGGCAAGUGCCAUCAACUGAUGUUGUGGAGGUUGUGCUCAGCCCGCCAUAUGUUUUCCUCCCUGUGGUGAAAAGCUCAUUGAAGCCCGAUUUCCAAGUAGCUGCUCAGAAUUGUUGGGUUAAGAAAGGUGGUGCAUACACCGGUGAGAUUAGUGCGGAGAUGCUUGUUAACCUGGAAGUUCCAUGGGUCAUCCUUGGUCACUCUGAAAGGAGGGCUUUGCUAAAUGAGUCUAAUGAGUUUGUUGGGGACAAGGUUGCAUACGCACUCUCAAAAGGUUUGAAGGUCAUAGCUUGUGUUGGAGAGACUCUUGAACAACGGGAAGCUGGCACAACUAUGGAAGUUGUUGCUGCACAAACCAAAGCAAUUGCUGACCGAGUAACUGAUUGGACAAAUGUAGUUAUCGCUUAUGAGCCUGUGUGGGCUAUUGGAACAGGAAAAGUUGCAACUCCAGAGCAAGCUCAGGAGGUACAUUGUGAAUUGAGAAAAUGGCUUGAGGCCAACAUCAGUCCUGAAGUUGCUUCCAGCACAAGGAUCAUCUAUGGAGGUUCAGUUAAUGGUGCAAAUUGUAAGGAGCUGGCUGCUAAGCCUGAUGUUGAUGGUUUCUUGGUUGGGGGAGCCUCUCUAAAGCCGGAAUUCAUCGACAUAAUAAAUUCUGCGACUGUGAAGAGUGCUUGAAUCCGGGAAUCGAGUACGGAAAAGUUACAUGCAGGGGUAAAUGUUUGAUUGAAGCUGCUUUUGAGAGAAUAAGCUCUGGUUGAACCUCUGUAUUUUGGCUUACCAGUAGCUUUUGGCUAUCUUGUACUAGUAGAAAUAAUCUGAGUUAUUGUUUUGCGCUUUUCGAUUUUGCUGGAUGACGUUUUAUCCAGUGCCAUUAUAUCUGAAUGGAUUUUCAGAUUUUUCUGCCCA